Molecule: messenger RNA, 969 nt
Organism: Ilex paraguariensis (yerba mate)
Lineage: Eukaryota; Viridiplantae; Streptophyta; Magnoliopsida; Aquifoliales; Aquifoliaceae
Source: the annotation of a GenBank genome assembly
AUGGAGCUUCAACAUUUCAGCCAUAAGGACCAUCCACUGAUUCUCAAAGAAGUGCAAGAGGCUGAAAGUGAGAGGAUUAUAUGCUAUGGGUGUGAGGAACCAAUCGUAGAGGACUCUAUGUAUAGUUGUAGCCAAUGUGAUUACUUCCUCCACAAAAGAUGUGCGGAACUCCCCCAGGAAAUUAAUGACCCUGUGCACCCCCAACACCUUCUCACUCUCUAUGGAUGUUCACCUUAUCCGUCUUCUUCGUCAUACAUAUGUAAUGCAUGUCGACAAGAUUUGGAUCUGUUCAACUACUUUUGUAGUUCUUGCAAAUUUAACCUUUGCAUCUCAUGCUUCUUAGAGGAACGCACGAUUAUGCACACAAGUCACGAGCACCCAAUGGUUGCCAUAUCUAGACCAGCAUCGUUCUUUUGUAAUGGUUGUGGCAGUGAAGAUAUGGACACAUCCUAUGCUUGUCACACUUGCCAUUUUUGGAUUCAUAAAACUUGUGCUUCAUUACCUCGCACCAUCAACCUUGGUGAUCACAAGCACCCUCUUGUCCUUGUCAAGGAACACCUCGAGUUAACCAAUUUCAGACACUACUGCAAUUUAUGUCGUAAGCUCAUUGUUGAAGAUACUUGGGCUUAUUACUGUGGCCUAUGUAAAUACUUUGUCCAUCUAAAAUGCGCAACUUCAUAUUUAGAUUCAGAGAGUGUUAGAGGGAGUGAAGAUGAGAAUGAAGUCGAUGAACUACUCGACUCCAAUGUGAUCCAUUUACCGGUUAUAAUGAAGAUAGUGCAAAAGAUUGUGAUGAGUGUCGUUGGCAUUCAUGCUGCCAGAACUUCGAGUAGGCAGGAGGCGCGAGAGACGUGGUUCCCUUACAGUGAACUUCCUACGAAAGAUUUGUCAAAGGAUGCAAAGCAAGUUGUAGAAGUGCAGGAACUGCACCAACUGGAAAACUGGAGGCGGCCUAGCAACAAUAGAUAG